AUGAUUCUGGGAGGACCCCGCCCGGCACUCCUGCUGCCGCUCAUCCUGCUGGCCGCCUGCCUGGUCCUGGCCAGUGGGGAGCCAUGGAUCGAGCCGAACUUCAUUUUCCAGAGGAAGCAUGUGAACUAUCCAAAGACUGACGCCCCGGACGCCAACGCCUACUGUAACAAGAUGAUGCUGCUUCGGGGACUGUAUGGGAAGGCAGUCAACACUUUCAUUCACGAGCCUGUCUCAAAUAUCAACAGCAUCUGCAAGGAUGGUGGUACUCCCAUAAUAGGUGGCCUGUACGAGAGCAAAGAUGAAUUCAACACCACUCAGUGCAUAUUUGAGCCUGACACACUGUCAAUCUCUUACAUCGGGGUAGAGAAGAAGCGGAAAAUUAUCGUUGGCUGCUGGAAUGGUUACCCUGUGUACUACCUGGAGCAGCUCUAG
Molecule: messenger RNA, 432 nt
Organism: Mauremys mutica (yellowpond turtle)
Lineage: Eukaryota; Metazoa; Chordata; Testudines; Geoemydidae
Product: ribonuclease-like
Exons: 1
Coding region: 1-432 (143 amino acids)
Molecular function (GO): nucleic acid binding
Source: RefSeq, a predicted model, not a curated record